Messenger RNA from Triticum dicoccoides, 2444 nucleotides. Its product is annotated as probable indole-3-acetic acid-amido synthetase GH3.4. The transcript is spliced from 2 exons. Gene Ontology annotation, molecular function: acid-amino acid ligase activity. Lineage: Eukaryota; Viridiplantae; Streptophyta; Magnoliopsida; Poales; Poaceae. The record is from RefSeq and is a predicted model, not a curated record. Bases 148 to 2001 code for a protein of 617 amino acids. Gene Ontology annotation, cellular component: cytoplasm.
ACAGACACAAGCACCCUUCACUUAUCAGACGGACGCCGGUGAUAAGAGCCACGAGCGAGCUAGCGAGCUAGCCUCCGUCCGCGUCGCACGCACUACACGACACCGCCGCGGUAGAGGAGGCUGUGCUUGCCGGUGCGGUGCAGUGCCAUGCCGGAAGCGCCGAUGGCGGCGGGGGCGGGGGCGGGGGACGGAGUCUCCUGGGAGGAGGCGCACCGCCAGGUGCUCGACCUCAUCGAGCGCGUGACCCGGUGCGCCGGGGAGAUACAGCGCCAGGUGCUGGUGGAGAUCCUGGCGCAGAACGCGCCGGCCGAGUACCUGCGCCGCAUCGGCGUCCCGGGCGCCGCCCCCGGCGCCGACGACGCGUUCCGCCGCCUCGCGCCGCUCACCACCUACGAGGACAUCCUCCCCGACGUCAUCCGCAUCGCCAACGGCGACUCCUCGCCCAUCCUCUCCGGCAAGCCCAUCCGCGAGUUCCUCACUAGCUCCGGCACGUCGGGAGGGGAGCGGAAGCUGAUGCCCACCAUCGAGGAGGAGAUGGACCGCCGGUCCAUGCUCUACAGCCUGCUCAUGCCGGUCAUGAGCCAGGCCAUGCCGGGGCUGGACAAGGGCAAGGCCAUGUACCUCUACUUCGUCAAGGCCGAGUCGCGCACGCCGGGCGGGCUGCCGGCGAGGCCCGUCCUCACCAGCUUCUACCGGAGCCGCCAUUUCCUGGAGCGCCCCCACGACCCCUACACCGUCCACACCAGCCCCGACGAGGCCAUCCUGUGCGUCGACGCGUACCAGAGCAUGUACGCGCAGCUGCUCUGCGGCCUCGUCCACCGCGCGGACGUGCUCCGCGUCGGCGCGGUCUUCGCGUCCGGGUUCCUCCGCGCGAUCCACUUCCUCGAGAAGCACUGGGAGCGUCUGUGCCGGGACAUCCGCACCGGCGAGCUGGACGCGGAGAUCACCGACUGUGCCGUGCGCGCCGCCGUCGGCCGGGUUCUCCGCCCGGACCCGGCCCUCGCCGACGCGAUCGAGGACGCGUGCAAGAGGUCGUCGUGGAAGGGCGUGAUCCGGAGGGUGUGGCCCAACACCAAGUACAUAGACGUCAUCGUCACGGGCGCCAUGGCCCAAUACAUCCCUACCCUCGACUACUACGGCGGCGGCCUGCCUCUGGCGUGCACUAUGUACGCCUCCAGUGAGUGCUACUUCGGCCUAAAUCUGAACCCGAUCUGCAGUCCAGCCGACGUCGCCUACACGCUGAUCCCGACAAUGUGCUACUUCGAGUUCCUCCCCGUCCAAUCCGGCAGCAGCGCCGCCGCCGGCGAGCCGGACCACCGGGACCUCGUCAACCUCGUCGACGUGAAGCUCGGCAAGGAGUACGAGCUAGUCGUCACCACCUACUCCGGCCUGUACCGCUACCGCGUGGGCGACGUCCUCCGGGUGGCGGGGUUCAAGAACGCGGCGCCCAUGUUCAACUUCCUCCGGCGGAAGAACGUGGCGCUGAGCGUCGACGCCGACAAGACGGACGAGGCGGAGCUCCACGCCGCCGUGAGCAGCGCCGUGCAGCACCUGGAGCCGUUCGGCGCGUCGCUCGUGGAGUACACGAGCUACGCCGACGCGAGCACCAUCCCGGGCCACUACGUGCUCUUCUGGGAGCUCCGCGCGGGCGGCGGGUCCACGACCCCGGUGCCGGCGUUCGUGUUCGAGGACUGCUGCCUCGCCGUGGAGGAGUCGCUCAACAGCGUGUACCGGCAAUGCCGCGCCGCCGACCGCUCCGUGGGGCCCCUCGAGAUCCGCGUCGUCUCCGAGGGUACGUUCGACAAGCUGAUGGACCUGGCGCUGAGCCGCGGCGCGUCGAUCAACCAGUACAAGGCGCCGCGGUGCGUGCGGCCGGGCCCGGUGGUGGAGCUGCUCGACGGCAGGGUGGAGGGGAGGUACUUCAGCCCCAAGUGCCCCAAGUGGAGCCCCGGGAGCGCGCAGUGGACCGGCGGCCAUGGCAAGACGCUGAGCACCAGUUAGUUCAUGGGGUACAUCGAUCGGAGUUGGUUAAGGUAAUUAAAAUCGGUGGAGCGGCUAGUUAAUUAAGAUAAGAGAGGGAGAAAGGACGUGGUGGCCGAGUCUUGAUCGGAGACUGAUGGACGGUGAGUGAUCAGGAGCUGAGCCACACUACUAGCAGUACCAUAUAAGUCUCCAAUGUUUGUUUAAUUAGCUAGCUAGCUAAUCAUGGAGUGUCAGCUUAGCUAGGACGUAUCUAUGGUUUUUGUUUCUUUCUCUUUAUGCCUUUUGUAAUAAAGUAGUUGUAGCGGCUGUUGUUUUUUUGUUUCUUUGUCAUUUUUGGGUAAUGUAGUAGACGCUCGAUUUGUAAAUGUAAGUCGUCGGUCGUUAGUCUUUAUGAUUAUGGACGCACAGAACAUGUCAUGUGCUACCCAUUUUAUGCUCCUGCCAAGUUUAAUUUUUGCUUU